AUGAAUCCGGACAAGUUUACUCACAAGACAAAUGAAGCACUUGUUGGUGCUCAUGAACUAGCGUCAACUUCAGGACAUGCUCAAAUCACUCCUUUACACCUUGCUUCCAUUCUUAUUUCUGAUCCCACUAGUAUAUUUUUCCAAUCUAUUUCAAAUGUUGGUGGCGAAGAAUCUGCACGUGCCAUCGAAAGAGUUAUUAAACAAGCAUUGAAGAAACUUCCUUCCCAAUCUCCUCCACCAGACCAAGUUCCCGGAAGCACUUCUCUUAUUAAAGUCAUUAGGAGAGCACAAGCUGCGCAGAAGUCACGGGGUGACACUCAUUUAGCCGUUGAUCAGUUGAUUUUGGGAAUUCUCGAGGAUUCUCAGAUUGGAGAUUUGUUUAAAGAAGCUGGCGUUGCUGCUUCUAGGGUUAGAUUAGAGGUUGAAAAGCUUCGUGGUAAAGAGGGGAAGAAAGUUGAGAGUGCUUCUGGGGAUACUAAUUUUCAAGCUUUGAAAACUUAUGGGAGAGAUUUGGUUGAACAAGCGGGGAAGCUUGAUCCUGUUAUUGGACAUGAUGAAGAGAUAAGAAGGGUUGUUAGGAUUUUGUCGAGAAGGACUAAGAACAAUCCUGUUCUUAUAGGAGAGCCAGGUGUUGGUAAAACUGUUGUUGUUGAAGGGUUGGCUCAGAAGAUUGUUAGAGAUGAUGUUCCUAGUAAUCUUGCGGAUGUUAGGUUAGUUGCUUUGGAUAUGGGUGCAUUAGUUGCUGGUGCUAAGUAUAGGGGAGAGUUUGAAGAGAGGUUGAAGUCUGUUUUGAAGGAGGUGGAAGAAGCUGAAGGAAAAGUUAUUCUUUUCAUCUAUGAAAUUCAUCUUGUUCUUGGUGCCGGUCGAACUGAAGGAUCAAUGGAUGCUGCUAAUCUUUUCAAACCUAUGCUUGCUCGUGGACAACUUAGAUGCAUUGGUGCUACAACACUUGAUGAAUAUAGGAAGUAUGUUGAAAAGGAUGCAGCCUUUGAAAGGAGGUUUCAGCAGGUUUACGUGGCUGAACCUAGUGUGCCCGAUACUGUUAGCAUCCUUCGCGGGCUUAAAGAGAGAUAUGAGGGUCAUCAUGGUGUUAGAAUUCAAGACCGUGCUAUUGUUGUUGCAGCUCAGUUGUCUAGUCGGUACAUAACUGGGCGUCAUCUUCCUGACAAGGCAAUUGAUUUAAUUGACGAGGCAUGUGCAAAUGUGAGAGUUCAACUUGAUAGUCAUCCGGAAGAAAUUGACAACCUUGAAAGGAAGAGAAUGCAACUAGAAGUAGAGCUUCAUGCUCUAGAGAAAGAGAAGGACAAAGCUAGCAAAGCUCGUCUAGUAGAUGUGCGGAGAGAACUUGACGAUUUAAGAGACAAACUUCAACCUCUGAAGAUGAAGUAUAGCAAAGAGAAAGAGAGGAUUGAUGAGAUUCAAAGGCUGAAACAGAAACGUGAAGAGCUCAUCUUUGCACUACAAGAGGCGGAGAGGCGGUAUGAUCUAGCCAGAGCUGCAGACCUACGAUAUGGUGCAAUUGAAGAGGUGGAAACUGCAAUAAAAAACCUUGAAGGCAGCACUGAUGGUAAUACCGAUGAGAACUUAAUGUUGACAGAAACAGUUGGACCGGACCAAAUAGCCGAGGUUGUUAGCCGAUGGACAGGUAUUCCUGUGACUAGGCUAGGCCAAAAUUAUUAA
Molecule: messenger RNA, 1680 nt
Organism: Vicia faba (fava bean)
Lineage: Eukaryota; Viridiplantae; Streptophyta; Magnoliopsida; Fabales; Fabaceae
Source: the annotation of a GenBank genome assembly